UUUCAUCUACUGCUACAUUCAUCCAACUCUUUCUCACCUUCAAACUUGCAAGUUGCCCCUGUUCCAUUCCACACUCUCAAAACUAUCCAAUUCUCUCUUCUUACUCUCAGUUAUCGAUCUGACCUGAUGGCGGAUGCACUGCUUGGUUCCACUGUACAAGUUCUAGUGCAGACGGCAAUAGACUUGGCUUCUGAACAAAUUGGUCUGUUUCAGGGCUUCAAGAAUGAUUUUGAGAAGCUGCGGAAAACGUUGACCCAAAUCCAAGCUUUCCUUCGUGACGCAGAAGAAAAACAUGUGACGGAAAGGUUCGUGAAGCUUUGGCUGGAGAUGCUUGAACGCGUAGCUUUCGAUGCCAGAAAUUUGCUGGAUGACUUCAACUAUGAAAUGAAUCGGCGCAGGAUUGAGAUCCAAAACCAAAUGAAGAGGAAGGUAUGCUUCUUCUUCCCACUCUCCAAUUCCAUUGCAUUUCGUUUAAAAAUGUUCAAAAAAAUUCGGCAAAUCAAUAUGGAUUUGGAAAGAAUCCAUAGAGAAGCAUUGGCAUGUGGACUCCAGCCACGUACUGGAGCUAGAGAUUCAUCUCAUGGUGGAGGAUUUAAAAACAGCAGAGAGACUUGCUCUGUUACUGUUGAUACGAGUUUUGUUGGAAGAGAUAAUGAUGUUUCAGCAAUAGUAACACAAUUGACUGCCACGAGUAACAAUGAAACUAUCUCCGUUCUUCCCAUAGUAGGAAUGGGCGGGAUCGGGAAGACCACCUUGGCUCAAAAGGUUUUUAAUGAUCCAAAAAUUAAAGAACAUUUCGUGGAGAGAAUGUGGGUAUGCGUGUCAGAUGCUUUGAAUGUCAAUAGGCUGUUUCUGUUGAUGCUAGAAUCAUUGAAUGAACCAAUGCUCGAAGUUGAGAGUAGGGAAGCCUGGGUCGAUCGGCUUAAGGAAUUAUUGGAUGGUAAAAAGUAUCUACUGGUCUUGGAUGAUGUUUGGGAUAACGGCUUAGAACAAUGGAAUGAUUUUCUUGCAUGUUUGAAAGGUACCAGCCAAGCCACGGGGAGCUGGAUUCUUGUGACCACUCGCGACCAAGGAGUGGCAAGCAUCAUGGGAAUUUCUUCUCCUCCUUGGUUCUUGGAAGAAUUAUCAGAUGAUCAAUGUUGGCUCAUUAUCAAAGAAAAUGUAUUUGGCGCUCAGGAGGUGCCGAAUGGGCUGCAAGAUAUAGGAUUCAAGAUUGCGCAAAAAUGCCAAGGCAUACCAUUAGCUGCAAGCGUUCUUGGUAACAUGCUGCGCAACAAGGGAAUAGAUGAAUGGCAAGCUUUAGAGGGUGGGAUUCAAAGUUCAGGUGGAGAUGAAAAUAUUGCAGUUACUAAAAUUUUGAAGUUGAGCUUCGAUCAUCUUCAACAUCCAUCUCUUAAAGAGUGUCUUGCAUAUUGUUCAACUUUUCCCAUGGGUUUUCGAAUGGAAAGGAAUCAACUGAUCCAACUUUGGAUGGCAGAAGGAUUUCUUCAUUCAAAUCCAAGAAAAAAUAUGUGUAUGGAGGAAGUUGGCAACGAGUAUUUUACUAUUUUGUUGGAUAGUAGCUUGUUUCAAGAUGUAGAGAAGGAUGAUUAUGGGAAUGUAUUGAACUGCCAAAUGCAUGAUCUUGUGUACGAUAUGGUGCAAUCCAUUUCCGAAGGUAAAACUUUAAGGUUGGAAGAGACAAGAGAAGCUAUUUUUCAAGACAAGCCUUUUCGGUAUCUUGCAGUGGAAAGCGGUGGGGAAGAAAUACCAUUUCCAUUGAAUGAGAGUUUCAGUUACAUAACGACAUUAAUUUUAGUGGAGAACAAAUCAAUUAAUAUUGAUGGUUGGAUCUCAUCUUUGACUUGCUUGCGGGUGCUGAACUUAGCUUCAUCAUGUGUCAAUGAGCUUCCUGAAUCAAUUAACAAGUUGUCUCAUUUAAGGUACCUUGAUUCAUCAGAUACUCCAAUCAAAACAUUGCCAGAGUCUCUUUGUCAGCUUAACAAUUUGCAGACGUUAAGAGUUAGAGAUUGCAAAUCAUUGGCAAAGUUUCCAAAGAAUUUCAAAAUUUUGAUGAAUUUGAGACACUUUGACUUUUUCUCUAAUCAUAAAUCAAGGGAUCUAACACCUCUUGAGGUCAGCCAAUUGCGUUCUCUCCAAACAUUGCCAUUUUUCAAUAUUGGUGAAGAGGCGGGCCGACAAAUUAGACAACUGAGAUAUUUAAAGAAUCUCAGUGGAAGUCUUGAGAUAAGAAAUCUUGAAUUGGUGAGAAGCAAGGAAGAAGCCGAGUCUGCAAAUUUGAUUGGGAAGCCAAACAUUGAUGAGUUGAGAUUAUUAUGGAAUGAAUUAGAUAAUUUGAGAGACAACGACAACGAAUACAAUCAAGUGUUGGAUGGUUUGCAACCUCACCAAAAUUUGAAAGGUUUGAUAAUUGAAAGAUUUUUUGGUGAUCGACUUUCAACAUGGAUUGAAAAACUUGAGAAAUUGGUGAAGUUUGAACUGCGAAAUUGUAAAAACUGCAAAGAGUUACCAACUCUUGGACGCAUGCCCUUCCUCAUAUAUCUUCACUUGGAAGGACUCGACAACAUAACAACCAUAGGGCCUUCUUUUUAUGGCGAAUCAACCGUGCAUAGUGGCAGUAGCAGUCAAUUGUUUCCGGCACUUGAACAUCUCGUUCUAGAAAACAUGCUAAGUUUGCGUGAAUGGUUGGAAGCAUUAGAUCAUGAUGGGACAGUGGUGGUGUUUCCGGUCCUUAACACGAUGAGAAUUAAAAACUGUCCCAAAAUAGCCACUUUUCCACGCCAUCUUCCCUGUCUCAAGAACUUGCACAUUGAGCACAUGAACGAUGGAUCAGAAAUAUUGACAUGUAUUUGCAACAGUUUCGAGACUCUCACUAGUCUUUGCAUUGAUAAUGUGAAUGGGCUCACUGAGCUACCAAUUGUGUUAUUUGAAAACAAUCCAAAUCUUGCAAAUCUCAAGUUAAGGGAUUGUCGUGAUAUGAUCCAAUUCUUGGAUUUUUCGUCUGAUGUUGGCUCAACUCAAUAUUUGGUUGGCCUUGAGUCCUUGGAGGAAUUACUUGUUUGCAGGUGCCAAUCACUGAAGUCGAUUUCAAUCCCUAGGGCACACCAGCACCUCACUGCCUUGCGAAAAUUAAUAAUUUUUAUGUGCAACGGGUUAACCCAUUUGUCCAUCCCACAAGUCUGCGAGUCAGCGUGGGAUUCCUGUUCUUCACUCUCCUCCGAUACUCCUCCUCCUCCUCCUCCUCUUCCUCUUGAGAAAUUGGAAAUUUGGGGAUGCCCCAAUCUUAUCUCCUUUCCAAUGCAUUUAUCCCGAACACCUUCUCUCUCUUUUCUGGACAUACCAUACUCUAAGAAAUUAAAUGACUUGCCCAAGGGGAAGCUUUAUUCUCUUACAAGCUUAAGAGAAUUGGGAAUUGGACCAUUCUCAAAAACCCCAGAGCUGCAUUCCUUCUUAGAUCUCUUUGGUGCUCUCCCACCAUCGCACCCCUACUUCCCCUCCCUUUCAAAAUUAAUUCUGUAUGGAUGGCCUCAUUGGGAAUCUCUGCCCGAGCAACUUCAGCACCUCUCUGCCUUGACAGUUCUUGAACUAGACAGUUUUGGAGUAAAAUUAUUGCCUGAUUGGUUUGGGAAGCUUUCGUCACUUGAACGACUCUACCUCUACAAUUGUAAAAAGUUAGAGAAUUUACCCUCUGACCAAACUAUGAGAAGCCUCACCAGACUAACAGAGCUGCAGAUUGAAAUGUGUCCUCUUCUAACGGAAAGACGCAAUUCAGAGAGCAGCAGCAGCAGUAGCACCGACCCCAUUUCUAAGUGGUCCAAGAUCUCCCACAUUCCCAAAAUUAUAAUUAAUGGGCAGCGAAUCAGAGGCUAAUCUCCACUUGAGGCUACUCGCCUACCUUCUGCUGAAUAAUUGUUGCAAACCUGUCUUUCCUUGGUUCUCUCUGAAUUUCUGCUUUCCAGAUAAAUAUACCUACACAUUCUUGGACUUGCAAAAAAGAGGGGCUGUAUGCUUGGUGAGGGCUUAUUUACUUCAAAUGGAUCCAGCAGGACUCUCUCCAAGGGUGCUUAUUCUCCUUCAUUAUAUGGAGAAGGUUUAGGCAAUGCUAUUUCUAGUUUGAGAGUGUAGAAUGGACCAUUGGUAAAAACCCAUGGUAUAAUAUUAAAGAAUGAGGGUGUAAGCUCUCCAAGAUGCUGCAACAAAGAUUACUCUGGCUGGCUACUGGGAUUCUCAUGCAGGAGCUGUUUGAUGGCUAGAAAUUGGAUGAAUGGUCGGAAGAGAUGUUCUCAAAUUUUCCGAUGUAUGAAAAGCUAUGAGCUUAAGCUGUUCUCUCAAGCUGGUGAUGGGGCGGACGCUCUCAUUCAGGGCUAUCAGAUGGCUGAUGGAAAACAUGCCAUGGUUAGUACUCUCCCUUUGUGCAUCUCAAUGUUGCAUAAAGUUCUCCAGCUGAUUAUGAGAUAUUUGUCAUUUUGAGUCCUUGAAAUGACUAGGUAAUGGAACUGUGGAGAAUAUCAAUUUUUUGCACAGGAGAGGAGAAGUUUGAUGCAUAUACAUCGAAAUCUUAUGGAUAAAAUUCAAGCAGGAAGUGAAUUUCUGAGAUGAGGGUGAAUUUCUGAUAUGUUAGUAGUAGAACCCAUGUGGAUGGCAGUCUCCUGGUGAAACGGUGUGUUUAUGCCUUAUAGGGGGAACCUUUCAUGAAAAAUCUUGGUAAAGUACAGAGCUAUGGAUAAGCCAACAUAUGGGAUAGCUAUUCGUUGGAUUUUUAAGUCAUGAUGACAAAUGCUGCGAAUGAGGCUUGGCAGCCCCUCAACAGAGAUAUAGCCAGGUCAAAGUGAGAAGCUUUCACUUGUUGAAGGAUUUGAAGUUGGAAUAUGCCAAAAACUUGAGCAGUAACCUCCCCGCCAAUCAAAUACAAGCCUCCCUAUGGAAUGUGUAUCUUUUGAUCUUUUGACUCUGAGUGGUGCAAGAUUUCUCACUUUGAGAUUGAUCAUAGUGUAUGGAAACUCUAGUCUACACCUGUAUUUAUGAUUUCUUUCAAUUCUGUAUGUUUAAUUAUGCUGUCUCCAAUUCAAUGAAUUAUUCUUAUGAUGAUAUACCUUUUCUGUGACAUUCUGCUGAAGAGUACAUUGUUAUUAGAUGUAAAAGUGGACGAGUAUUACAACAUCACACAUUGUAAACCGUAUGAUCUUGCAGAAUCUAUUUUAAGUGGAUAA
This is a messenger RNA of Coffea arabica (coffee), 5210 nucleotides long. Its product is annotated as putative disease resistance protein RGA4. The record is from RefSeq and is a predicted model, not a curated record. Gene Ontology annotation, molecular function: ADP binding. Lineage: Eukaryota; Viridiplantae; Streptophyta; Magnoliopsida; Gentianales; Rubiaceae.